This is a messenger RNA of Xiphias gladius (swordfish), 3112 nucleotides long. Its product is annotated as heterogeneous nuclear ribonucleoprotein L-like. The transcript has 11 exons. Gene Ontology annotation, biological process: regulation of RNA splicing. Gene Ontology annotation, molecular function: mRNA binding. NCBI's taxonomy places the organism in Eukaryota, Metazoa, Chordata, Actinopteri, Istiophoriformes, Xiphiidae. The record is from RefSeq and is a predicted model, not a curated record. Gene Ontology annotation, cellular component: nucleus. The coding region runs from base 96 to 1358 and encodes 420 amino acids.
CAUCCCCCGUCGUCCACGUGCGGGGCCUCUGCGACGCCGUGGUGGAGGCCGAUCUGGUGGAGGCGCUCGACAAGUUCGGCAACAUCUGCUACGUGAUGAUGAUGCCCUUUAAGCGCCAGGCUCUGGUGGAGUUCGACAGCGUGGAGAGCGCUGAGCGCUGCGUGUCGUGUGGAGCCCGCGAGGCCGUCCACAUCGCCGAGCAGCAGGCCUUCUUCAACUUCUCCACCAGCCAGAGAAUCACCAGACCCACCAACGCGGACGACCCCACCAGCGGGAACAAGGUCCUGCUGCUGUCCAUCCAGAACCCGCUGUACCCCAUCACCACCGAUGUGCUCUACACCGUCUGUAACCCCGUCGGUAACGUCCUGCGCAUCGUCAUCUUCAAACGCAACGGCAUCCAGGCCAUGGUGGAAUUUGAGUCCGUGGAGGAUGCUCAGAAGGCCAAACUGGCUCUGAACGGAGCCGACAUCUACGCCGGCUGCUGCACACUCAAGAUCGAAUACGCCCGGCCCAACAGACUGAACGUCGUCCGCAAUGACAACAGCAGCUGGGAUUACACCAAACCCUUCCUCCUGCACCGAGGCCCACACUGCCCCCUGCUGCCUCUGCCUGCUAACAGCAGGUACAGGAGGAGCAGUGAGGAGGUGCAGGACAUGAUCUCCUACCCGCUGCUCCUCCCUAAGGCCGCCUCUUCCUCCUCCUGCUCUCCCUUCCUGGGCCACACCGCCUCCAGCUCCGUCGCCAUGGUGAGCGGUCUCCACCCUGCCAAGAUGAACUGUUGCCGCAUCUUCAACCUCUUCUGUCUCUAUGGCAACGUGGAGAAGGUGAAGUUCAUGAAGAGCGUUCCCGGCACGGCGCUGGUGGAGAUGGGCGAUGAGUACGCUGUGGACCGAGCCGUGACUCACCUCAACGGCAUCAAGGUGUUCGGCAAAAAACUCAACGUCUGCGUCUCCAAGCAGCAGGUGGUGAUUCCCAGUCAGGUGUUUGAGCUGGCCGACGGCAGCAGCAGCUACCAAGACUUCAGCCUGACCAGAAACAACCGCUUCAGCAGCGCACACAGCGGCAGGAACAUCAUUCAGCCGCCCGCAGCCGUCCUGCACUUCUACAAUGCUCCGCCCACCCUCAGUCAACACCAGCUGCACAGGCUCUGUACUGAACACAACGUUCCCGCCUUCACUAAGUUCAAAGUCUUUGAUGCCAAACCCAGCUCAAAGACUCUGUCAGGUCUGUUGGAGUUUGACAGUAAAACUGAAGCUGUGGAGACUCUGACCGUCCUCAACCACCAUCAGAUCCGAAUACCCAACAGCUCCAACCCCUUCACCCUGAAACUCUGUUUCUCCACCUCCUCCCACCUGUGACCCCCGACCCAGAUGGCUGCCACCGUCGCCUGCUCCUCCAGGGGGAACCGGAGAAAAAGAUGAACAGACGCUUUAAGUUUUUCUGUGAGGUGUCUGAAUGGAUGCCGUUUGUGAGCGUCAGCUUAGUUACUGUGUAGUUAACUUCACUGAUGAGCAUUGGGCCAGAUUUUUUCUUUUUCCUGAGUCAUGUCAGGGACCUGAGAGGAAAUCCUCUGUUCCCACUGAAGAGUUUAAUUAGAUCCAACAUGACGAAUCAAAUCAAUAAACGACAAAAGGCCCAUUUCAUACCCUGAAGAUAAAUACAAAGAUAGUCGCCAUGAAACUGAAUUUUAGAGGGUGAAAUAUUUGUUGUUGUAACAAAACUCAGGGAGGAAUCAUGAAAAACUGUAAACCAAUCAGAUAUCAGCCAGGAAACGAGAGACGUGCUGUCAAGUGAUUUCUUUUAAAUCCUUAAAUAUCUUUAUUGUUUUAAUAUGUCAUUUUAUUUUAUUUGUUUGGUUUUAUUUAUUCAUUUUAUUUUUCAAUGAGUAAAGCUUUGGAUCACCCCCUGCAAAGCAGAGUACAGUUUAAUUCUUCCCAGUUUACAGUGGAAAGUGCACCAGUACAGACAUGUGGGUGCGAGGGAAGAAGAGGGUAACAAUGUGGUAAAUUAAGACAUUUUUAUACUGUGUAACUAACAACUACCUAUUCUGUUAAUACAGGGCACAGUGUGACCAUUGCAUAAUAUAAAUCUGCUGUGAUUUCUUUCAGAAUUUCCAUAUACUACUUACCAACACUGGAGGGCAAAGUCAGGAUAGUUCCAAUACAUAGUUCUUCAGUAACUCUGGGGUACGUUGGUGUUUUUACCUCGGAACAAACACAGGUCCAGGGAACAUACUGCGAUGCCUAUAGGCUAUAUGUCGGUGUCUGUGUUGUACGCUGGCCUACUCAACGUGUACUCACGGGAAACUUGAGAAGCCUGAAGUGGAACGGAUUUAUGCGGAUGGACUCCGUUGUUACGUGUUGUUGUUACGAGGUAGAGGAAGCAGAAGAAGACUGUGCCAGAGUGUCCUGAACAGUAAAGGACACAAACAAUACCGCCGCUGAAAAACUACCGACAGUCACAAUAUCAAAAUAUGAUCCAAUGAGCUUUAUGGGUCGUUUCAUUUCUUUCAAACUCAGUACGUCUCCUCUAAAACUAAAGUCACUUCAAACCAUUUCCACUUGCGUCUACAACUGAGGAGACCUAAAGGCCAAAACCAGGCAAAGGCCAUAGAAGGCCUCUCCGUAGCGUCCCUUGGCCCCAGGUCCACGGAGGACGGUCUCAGCUGCCACUCACUUCCCCGUCUUAUUAAUGCUCAUAUUAGAUACUGAACAUAAAUAAGUAAAUACUUACGGUAUACGUUCCCUUUAAAUUCCUCCCCUAAUAACAGAAAAUGCCUACAGUAUAAAGGCUUCUAAAUUCUCCAGUCCCCACGGUGUCUUCCUCUUAUUCCCUUGUACCUAGAUGUGUGUAUGGGUACAUGCUGCACUGGUGCACCGCCGCUAUGGAAAAAUGCCACUGUACAUUGGGAAGAAUUACACUUGACAGUUCGUUGCAGGCUGUAAUACAGCGGUACCUUUUUUUAAAAGUUCCUAUUAGUUAAAUUCAUUUGACUUAGCUUUGCAGUGACUGGUGAAUCAGUGUACGUUAUCACAAAAUGAGAUCAAAGCUUAGUGGUUUUAUUUGUUGGAUUUUAUGGAUUGGUUGAUUUUAUAUUCUGUUUAUAGUUUUU